AUGUCGUUAAGCUUGCAAAGACGUUUUAUUCAACAAACGUCCGAUGCCAAAUGGGUACCUUGGGAGGACGAUCUAUUACGAAAUUACGUGGCACAUAAUGGCACUAAAUGGCAUGAAUUCGUUCAACAUUGUCUACCUAACCGAACACCCAACCAAUGUCAAACACGUUGGUCUGAUAUAUUGAACCCCACACUGACUAAAGGGCCCUUCUCUCUUGAUGAAAAAAAUCUUUUAAAGGAAGGCGUUUCAAAAUUCGGCAAAGGACAGUGGGCCAAAAUUAGUGAGCAGUAUUUACCUAAACGAUCUUCAAGAAGAAUUGCUAAUGAGUGGUAUAGUUUGUCGAAAUGUCAAAACGCACGUUGGACGAAGGAAGAAGACGAAUUGGUUUUAAAAGGAGUUGCUGAGUAUGGAUACGCAUGGACACGUAUUGCUGCACAGUACUUACCUGAGAGAAGCCGCAGUCAAAUCCGAAAUCAUUAUCGCUCGCAGUUAGAUCCCAACGUCAAUAAAGAAAAAUGGGAAGAUGAUGAAUUGGACACGUUGCUUCGAAGAACCAUUGUAUUUGGCCAAGAUUGGAACAAAGUGGCAGAAGGGUUACCAGGAAGAACACCAGAGAAGUGCAGUGCGAUCUGGAUGAGUGAAUUGGACCCUACAUUGAACAAAGGUCCGUGGACAAACGAAGAGACCAGGUUAUUUUGGGAACGAGUAGAUCGAUUCAAGGGUGACUUUGUGAAGGUAGCCGAGGAUUUGCCUGGCAGAAAUAGGUUGAGCUGUUUCCGUAAGUUUUGGUCAACAGUGCGCUAUGACGAAGAAUUUACUUUUUUAUAUGGCGAUGCUUUGGAAAAGCAAAGUCUUGAAAAUGGCCCUCUUUGGAGAGCAAGAGUGGCUAAAUUAGUAUGUAAUUGGCUCAAACAAGAAACAACCAUACAAAAAUUGCCGGAUAACAACAUAAACAUACACCAGACUGGUCAUUGGGAUCAAGACGACCUAGUAAAAUUAGAUGAAUUGGUCAAUGAGCAAUUACAAAAGAAGGGUGUAGAAUCAUUAGGAUACAAGGAUUGGAAAAAAAUAUCCAAACAAUUCUUUGGAAGGGAUGCGCAUCAAUGUAAAAAUCAGUACGAUGAGCAUCUUUCAGUAUCUAGUAUUACAAAAGGUGAAUGGUCGAAGGAAGAAGAUGAUAUCUUGCUAAGACUAGUGAAUGAAUACAGCGCAUCUAAUUGGGACACCAUUGCAAAACAUAUACCCAACCGAAACAAACGACAAUGUGUUUAUAGAUGGCAUCGUGUAUUAAAAUUUAAGGACAGUGAUCCUCCAAUCAUUAAGAAAAAACAACUAUCAGAUGCUGAAAAGUCUCUUAUUAAGGAGGGAAUACAGAUGUUUGGAUGUAAUUGGGCUGCUAUCCGAAUGACGUACUUACCUUCGCGUACACCAGAACAAAUUAUGCGCUGGUGGCACUUCCAACAUAAGACAGGACUUGAUGCGGAUGGUAGUGACGCUUCGAAAUUGUGGACUGAGGACGAGGACAAGGCAUUAAAAUUUGCUGUUAGCAGAUAUAAGGAUGAGCUUGAUGAUAAAUCCGUAUGGGCUCAAGUAUCAAAAAUGAUACAUGGCCGCACACCAAAGCAAUGUCGCGUACGGUGGACUUACACCUUAAAGGGCGGCUUCACUAAAGGGCAUUGGAAUUAUGAAGAAGAAAUGCAGUUGCUAGAAAUUGUACAGAAAACGAAACUACAAAGAAGCAAAUCGUCUAAGCAGAGUAUGUGGUCUACUGUCGCAAAGGAAUUAAACACUGGCCGUUCAGAUUUGUCAUGUAGAUCUAAAUAUAUGUACAUGCAACGUAAAGGACACAGGUUUGCUUUUUAA
Molecule: messenger RNA, 1863 nt
Organism: Mucor mucedo
Lineage: Eukaryota; Fungi; Mucoromycota; Mucoromycetes; Mucorales; Mucoraceae
Product: Homeodomain-like protein
Exons: 1
Coding region: 1-1863 (620 amino acids)
Source: RefSeq, a predicted model, not a curated record